AUGCCCAGAAAGAAAACUUCCACAACAAGCGAUUCUUCCACGAGAAUGGAUCUUGCAGAUGAUGAGAACUCCAUGGCUCCAUCAUCGGAUUUUUAUCCAACACCUCCCUUGUAUAAGAAUAAUUCGGAGCCAUCAUCACGGAAAUCCACUCAUUCCGAUGCUUCUACUAUGAUGGUGUUUCCAUUGAAACAAUCUGAUUUUGAUAAUUUUGAAAGAGAAUUACGAUGUGCGAUAUGUUUGGAAGUUUGGAAAGAACCAACAGCUACUCAUUGCAGCCACUUGUUUUGUUAUGACUGCAUUGAACAAGGAAUGAAAAUUAAGAAAGAAUGUCCUCUUUGUAAAACGCCCAUUCUCACCAAGAGACAUCUCAUGCCCAUGCAAUCAUUGGCCAAUCUGGUGGAAGAAUUUCACAAAUUCAAACGAAAAUUCGAUCAAUCGAUGGAACAAUUUGGAUCUAAUACCAAUACAAAGCACCCGUCAACUUGUACAUUUGAAACUACUACUCCCUCCUCUAUGGGAAAUACCUAUGAAGAGUUGUGUUCCAUGUAUCCCGAUCCGACCAAGGCAGUGUCAUCAUCCUCUACAACUACCAACAAAACUCCAGCAAAUACUGGAAGAAAAUCAACAGCCAACAACAUUUACGGUUCUGGAACAACAGCAGCAACGACAAGUUCCAACACUGUCACAACUGGUAAAAAACGAAGAUUUCACAGAAAAGGAUCAUCCAACAUUUCACAACCACAAGAUGGAAAUGUCUCCGACUCCUCAACCGCUUCUAUUGAAGCCAUUAUUAUUCCUUCGGACGAUUUCAUGGAGGAUGACUCCGUACAUGACCAAAUACAACGUAUCGAUGAACAAUUGACUGCUAAAAGAAUGAAACUUUCUCAACUAGAGGAACUCUUAUCUGACCUCAAUGAGACCUAUGGAGUUUUUGGAUUUUCACAUGAAAGAUAUCCUUUUCUUUCGAGUUUUGUACAAAAUGAUAUCAUACCUGUAACAUCAACAAUAUCGGCAAGUGUCAGCACUGCGGCUGGAAUUUUGCAACACUUACAACAUGUAAAUAUGCAAACAACAGCUACACAAUCUCAACACUCUCAGGCCACUCUGGGAUCUCAAUCUUCAAAGAGAACAUCCCAUAGAAAUUCAAAGGCGAAACGACUGUGUCUCUGCGGAACUAAUUUAACAACGGAUGCAAAAGAAAAAUUAGAAAAGGCAGCAAAAUAUUUGGGCGGUGAAGUGAGGAACGAAUUUACGGAUGAAGUCACCCAUUUGGUUUCACUCCUAGAUGAGAACAGACUUGCUCGAAGAACGAUCAAAUAUUGUGUUGCUGUUGUUUCUGGUGUGUGGAUUGUUGGAACGGAAUGGCUGGAUGCAGUGCUUAAGGCCAAAUGCCAUGUGAAUGAGGAAGAUUUUUGCGCGUUGGGUGAUGUGACCAUCAAGUACAACUCACCAGCCGAAGCAAGAAAAAGCAUAGCCAAUGGAAAUAAUCGAUUAUUCUUCAACUAUCGCGUGCAUUUUCAUGGUACCUUUAGUGCCAAGUCCAAGAAUCCCUCUAAAAAAGAACUCACUGAUUUGGUCACGUUUGGAGGUGGCACCAUUCAUGGUACCAUGUUCAAGAGAGUUAAAAAAUCCAAAUAUGAAAAUGUCAUUAUUGCAGACAAUGAUGUGACACGAGAGGAGGCUGACAAGAUUGAACAAGAAACUGGACACAGGCCGGUUACUUGCAAGUGGCUUCUAGACAGUGUGAGUUAUUUGAAAAUCAUGGAUCAACAAAGUUAUGCUGUGUAG
Molecule: messenger RNA, 1788 nt
Organism: Naegleria fowleri
Lineage: Eukaryota; Heterolobosea; Eutetramitea; Acrasida; Naegleriidae
Exons: 2
Coding region: 1-1788 (595 amino acids)
Biological process (GO): negative regulation of fatty acid biosynthetic process; double-strand break repair via homologous recombination; positive regulation of transcription by RNA polymerase II
Cellular component (GO): BRCA1-BARD1 complex; BRCA1-A complex; plasma membrane
Molecular function (GO): ubiquitin-protein transferase activity
Source: RefSeq, a predicted model, not a curated record